AUGGCGGCCGACGUUGGCCACAUUGCACAGCUGCUGCAGGCAACUCUCGAUCCUGCUCAGCACCGCACAGCCGAGGCUGCUCUCAAGCAGGAGGCGGCCAAGCCUCAGUACUCACUGACGCUGCUCACGAUUGUUAGCAACGACUCUCUCCCCAUCAACACUCGGCUGGGCGCUGCCUUGGCCUUCAAGAACUUCAUCCGAAUCAACUAUGUGGACGCCGAUGGAAACUACAAGAUCCCCCAGGACGAGGUCCAGACAAUCAAGGAGCGCCUCAUCGGGCUGAUGAUCGCUUCUCCUGCCAACAUCCAGAGCCAGCUGGGUGAGGCUGUCAGCAUCAUUGCCGAUUCAGACUUUUGGGAGCGAUGGGAUACUCUAACCCAGGAUCUUGUCAGCCGUUUCUCCGCCACCGAUCCCAAGGCGAACAUUGGUGUGUUGGAGGUGGCCCAUUCCAUCUUCGUUCGGUGGAGGCCCCUCAUGGCGACGACCGCCCUGUAUACAGAAAUCAACCAUGUCAUCAACACAUUUGGCGCUCCAUUCUUUCAGUUGCUAGCGACUACAGACAGCAAAAUCACCGAGCAUGCGCAAGACAAGGUGGCUCUUCGAGGCUGGUUUGAGGUUCUGAGCUUGCAGCUGAAAAUCAUGUUUGACAUGUCCUGCCACGAUCUGCCUCCUGUUUUCGAAGAUAACCUCUCCAGCAUCUCCGAGCUGCUGCACAAGUAUCUGAAUUACUCCAAUGCCAUCCUGAAUACCGACGACGACGAUGAAGUCAGCGUUGUCGACACCGCCAAGGCCGACAUUUGCGACUUCCUUGAGCUCUAUACCUUCAAAUAUGACGCAGAUUUCUCUCAAUACUGCAAGCCAUUCAUCACAAGCACCUGGAACCUGGUGUCAUCCAUUGGCUCAGAGACAAAGUACGACACCCUUGUCAGCAAGUCGCUCCAUUUCUUGGCGGCAGUUGCGGCGACUCGAGAGCAUUCCGAGCUCUUCAACAACGAAGAAGUCCUCACCCAGAUUAUUGAAAAGGUUAUUUUGCCCAAUGUUAGCCUGCGAGAGUCUGAUAUCGAAUUGUUUGAGGAUGAGCCGAUUGAGUAUAUCCGCCGAGACUUGGAGGGCUCUGAUACGGGCUCUCGACGCAGAUCAGCCACCGAUUUCCUCCGCAGUCUGCAAGAGAAAUUUGAGGCCCCCGUUACUGGCUCUGUCUCGAGAUACAUCAACCACUACCUCACUCAAGGAAAGUCCGAUUGGAAGUCCAAAGACACUGCCGUCUACCUGUUCAUUUCAAUUGCAGCCAAGGGUGCCGUCACACAGGCUCAAGGUGUCAAGACCGUUAACCCACUUGUCAACGUUGUCGACUUCUUUGAGCAGCACAUUGCGUCUGACUUGGUGAAUGGAGAGGGUAUCGAGCCAAUCUCCAAAGUUGACGCAAUCAAAUUCCUCUACACAUUCCGCAGUCAGCUGUCCAAGGAGCAGUGGAAAGUGGCGAUUGGUCCGUUGAUCCAGAACCUCAACUCAUCCAACUAUGUUGUAUAUACCUACGCGGCCAUUGCCGUGGAGCGCGUGCUGUUUUUGGCAGACGAUGCGGGCAAUGCCAUGUUCCCCCGCGCAGACAUUGAGCCGUUCGCAAAGGAUCUGCUCACUCAUCUUUUCAAGCUGAUAGAAAGGGAGACCAGCGCUCCCAAGUUGCAGGAAAACGAAUUCUUGAUGCGAUGCGUGAUGAGAAUUCUCAUUGUCAUCAAGGACGGAGCGGGCCCUUGGCUCGAUACCAUCCUGACACACCUUAUUCUCAUCACAAAUGUGAUGAAGUCUAACCCUAGCAACCCUCGGUUUUAUUACUACCACUUUGAGGCUCUUGGCGCGCUGGUACGAUACUGUGCCGCGACGCAUGCCGCUGCAAUUAAUCAGAAACUCUGGGAACCAGCACAUCAAAUCCUGGUAGACGAUGUUACGGAAUUCAUUCCUUACAUUUUCCAGAUCCUGGCGCAGCUCCUCGAGUCCAGCCCUGUGGAUUCCGUCUCUGACAAUUACAAGGCACUUCUUGGCCCUCUCCUGCAACCUCCUUUGUGGGAAACCAGGGGCAACAUCCCGGCCUGCACACGAUUGCUGGCCGCUCUUAUCCCCAGAGUAGCCAAGGCAAUUGUUACUGAGAACCAGACUGAGGCUGUUCUCGGCAUUUUCCAAAGACUACUCAGCGGAAAGAAAUCAGAGCUUCAUGCUUUUGAUAUUCUUGAGGCUAUUGUCAACUCUUUUGAGCCAUCGGCUAUUGACCCGUACUUUGACACCAUUCUCAGGCUGAUUUUCACAAAGCUACAAGGAUCUCCAGCCGAUUCUUUCAAGAUCCGCUUCGUUCGAUUCUUCCAUCUCGUUGGGGGAAAGCUGGAAGCUGGCUAUGGAACAGAUUACUUUGUCAAGCAUUCUGACAAGGUGGACGAAAAGGUCUUUGCCCAAGUUUAUCCUCCAUUUAUCCUGCAGGAAACAGACAAGCUGGCAAGGCCCGUUGACCGGAAGGCUGCCGUUGUUUCUCUGACCAAGACGCUAUGCGACUCUCAAGUGUUUGCUACCAAGUUCGCCAAGGGCUGGGGAAAUACCUGCAGGAUUCUCCUCACUCUGCUGGCAAACCCACCAAGUGCUGCCGCUGGCGUGGGAGAUGAGAUCAUUCUUGAAAACUCUCCCGAUGACAUUGGAUUUGGAUUGACAUUUACGGCUCUCAACACGUGCAAGCUUGCCGCGCGGGAUGACUUCCCCGAGGUGCAGGAUGUGACGACCUGGGUCAAGCAGUACAUGAUUGGUGCUAACCAGAGACAUGGCGGUGCUGUUGAGGGCUUCAUCUCGCAGCGUCUUACGCCCGAGCUGCAGGAAGCCAUUGCUCAGUACAUUCGAUAA
This is a messenger RNA of Trichoderma atroviride IMI 206040, 2880 nucleotides long. RefSeq lists its product as uncharacterized. Lineage: Eukaryota; Fungi; Ascomycota; Sordariomycetes; Hypocreales; Hypocreaceae. Gene Ontology annotation, molecular function: nuclear export signal receptor activity; small GTPase binding. The record is from RefSeq and is a predicted model, not a curated record. Gene Ontology annotation, cellular component: cytosol; nuclear envelope. Gene Ontology annotation, biological process: protein export from nucleus; protein import into nucleus.